GACACAUUUUGUGUCUCUACCAGAAUUUGGGUAGAGAUUAUUCAUUGAUUUUUCCACGUGAUCCAAAAAUUGCGUGAGGUUAAGUAGAAUUGCGUAGCCUGCAAAAGUGAUCGCGGGCUUCUUAGCAACAGUUUAAGAAUGGAUGCUAGUGCUAGAAAAGAGAAGAUGAUGGAGUAAUAACAUCAUCAGGCAUUCAGCUAGGAUAUAGUCAUCUAAGACACCAGCAGAGAUUAGCUUGUUUUAGUUUUACGUGAUGAGAACUGGCAGCCGAAAGUCAUUGGUUGCCUAAAGCUUUUAAUAACCUGUACAAUACAAGACAGAUAAUGGCAGACGUCAGCAGUUGAAUUGAGAGUAGUCAGACUUGUACAAGCUGUCUUAAAUCCCUGCCACUCCUCGGUUCAAAGAAGGACUGCCAAGAUUUCUACGUUCAUCAGCUGUUCCAUGCUAAUCCACAAGUUGUGGCACAACAGACACUGGUACAAGGAUCUAUAAAAUGAGUAUGUUCUCAAGCUGUAUGUUAACUCUACCUGCUGGACAGUCCCAGAGAUCCACUUUCAGGAGAUCAAGUAAAACCUCUCAGUCUUUGGGCUCUAAUUGGAACCUAAACAAAGCACACAAACUCUACUUCCUAGUUAUCCUUGUUCUCUCUGGCGAUAUUCAGUCUAACCCUGGCCCUGUUGUCAAUUGGAAGUACCCUUGUGGAAAAUGCAACUGUCCUGUAAAGACCAACCAAGCUGGAAUCAUGUGUGAAGUCUGCUAUGCAUGGCACCACUGCAAAUGUGUCUGCAUUGAUGAUUCUGAGUAUCACAGGCUCCAGUUGUCUGAUGAAGCAUGGUGUUGCUCCUCUUGCUUCAGGACAGCCUUGCCGUUCCAUGACUCAUCAACACUAAACUCUACCAUCAGCUCAACCUCUUGCUCUACUUCAGACUCUAUUUCUUCCUCACUCGCCAGUUCUCAUGGAAGGGACUGCACAAUUGUGUACACUAACUGUCGCAGCGUACUGCCCAAAAUGGACAUCCUUCGUACCCAUGCUGCCUCCUUUGGCCCAGAUGUUUACGCUCUCACUGAAACCUGGCUCGACGAUUCCAUAUCUGACAUUGAGAUCUUUAUUCCUGACUAUACUAUCAUCCGUCGUGACAGAAAUCGCCAUGGAGGUGGCGUACUUCUUUACGUCAGGGAGAGUACCCCUGUGGAGCUAGUUACCAAGCACCCAAGCUUAGAACUCCUGCUAGUAGAAGCUAAAUUCACAAACAGCCCUACCCUUCUUGGUAUUUACUAUAGACCACCUUCGGCGGGGAGUGCCAACCUUGCAGACCUUGAGUGUGCCCUGGAGAGCCUUCAACCGUCUAGGCUAUCAAACUCUAUCCUUAUGGGUGAUUUCAAUAUUGAUCUCUCAAAAAACUCCAUGCAAAUGCUUUCUCAUUUCCACCUGACCCAGGUUGUCUCUGAACCUACUAGACUCACGGAUAAAGGUUCUUCACUUAUUGAUCAUGUCUACAUCUCUGACCACUCGCUCUUACAGUCGUGCUCCACGUCACCACCUCUAGGGUCCUCUGACCACCAAUGCAUCUCAGUGGUCCUCAAGUGGUCAACCAGACCUAUUAAAAGAGUCAAAAGAGACGUGUGGUUGUAUUCUAGAGCAGAUUGGGAUUCAGUUAAUGCAGAGCUUUUGUCAGACUCGACCACCACACACUCAUUCACAGAUAUAAACUCGGCCUUAUCCCAGUGGAAAAACUCCUUCCUUUCAGUCCUCAGUCGACAUAUCCCUCGACGUCUUGUCUCCACUCGCAAACACAUCCCUUGGCUGACUACUGAGAUCAUUCGCUUACUUCGUAGAAGGGAUUGCAGUCACUCUCGUGCCAAAGCUCUUAAUACAGAAUCGUCUUGGUCGAAGUUUCGCUCUCUCCGAAAUCGAUCAGUUGCUGCAGUUCGUGCAGCUAAGUGGGCUUUCCUUAAGAGCCUGGGCAGUCUAAUUAAGUCACCCAAGGAAUUUUGGUCAACUUACCAUGCGCUGUCACCAACUAAGCAGCGUAUACCACAUACUUUGACAAACGGUACCAUCACUGCUGACUCUCCGUUCAGCAAAGCAAAUUUGCUCAACACCCACUUCACCUCAUGCCUAUCUAACACCACUGAUGUCCUUUCAUCACCUUGGGAUGCUCCUGUUUCACCUUCCCUUGACUCUAUUUCCUGCUCUCCGGACCAGGUGCUUUCAUUGCUGUCUAGGACAAAGUUAAAAACUGCCUCAGGGCCAGACGGGAUAUCUAGUCACAUGCUGCGCAAAACCUCAUCCUCCAUCCAUCAUUUCUUCACGUACCUUUUCAACAAAUAGAUAGAGACGGGUGUCUUUCCUGAAGAGUGGAAAGCCUCUAAUGUAACACCAAUAUUUAAAGCAGGCGACCCCAAACUAGCGUCAAACUACCGUCCGAUCUCAUUACUAUCGUUACUAUCA
This is a messenger RNA of Halichondria panicea, 2452 nucleotides long. RefSeq lists its product as uncharacterized. NCBI's taxonomy places the organism in Eukaryota, Metazoa, Porifera, Demospongiae, Suberitida, Halichondriidae. The transcript has a single exon. The record is from RefSeq and is a predicted model, not a curated record. Gene Ontology annotation, molecular function: catalytic activity. The coding region runs from base 494 to 2332 and encodes 612 amino acids.